Molecule: messenger RNA, 1444 nt
Organism: Coffea arabica (coffee)
Lineage: Eukaryota; Viridiplantae; Streptophyta; Magnoliopsida; Gentianales; Rubiaceae
Product: UDP-rhamnose/UDP-galactose transporter 3
Source: RefSeq, a predicted model, not a curated record
GAGAGCGAACCAGAAAAUGGAAGCCCAGAAGAAAUCGGCUGUAUCGGAUGUGGGCGCCUGGGCAAUGAACGUUGUCAGUUCCGUUGGAAUCAUUAUGGCCAACAAGCAGCUCAUGUCCACCAGUGGUUAUGCUUUCAGCUUCGCUACAACUUUGACCGGUUUUCAUUUUGCUGUAACUGCGCUUGUUGGGAUGGUUUCAAAUGCUACGGGGUUCUCUGCAUCAAAGCAUGUUCCUUUGUGGGAACUUCUGUGGUUCUCAGUUGUUGCAAAUAUGUCUAUCACAGGGAUGAACCUUAGUCUCAUGUUGAACUCGGUUGGAUUUUACCAAAUAUCAAAAUUGAGCAUGAUCCCAGUAGUAUGCGUGAUGGAGUGGAUUCUUCACAGUAAGCAUUACACAAGGGAAGUCAAAAUGUCAGUUGUGGUUGUAGUUAUAGGUGUUGGUGUCUGCACUGUUACUGAUGUCAAGGUGAAUACUAAGGGUUUCAUCUGUGCUUGUGUUGCAAUACUAUCGACAUCUCUGCAACAAAUUUCAAUAGGUUCUCUGCAGAAGAAGUACUCAAUUGGAUCAUUUGAGUUGUUGAGCAAAACAGCGCCGAUCCAAGCAGCUUCUCUUCUUGUGCUGGGCCCUUUCAUUGAUUACUAUCUUUGUGGAAAAUUUAUAUUAGAGUACAAGUAUUCUUCUGGUGCCUUUCUUUUUAUUCUUCUCUCGUGUUCUCUAGCUGUUUUCUGCAAUGUGAGUCAGUACCUGUGUAUUGGUCGGUUCUCAGCAGUUUCCUUCCAGGUUCUAGGUCACAUGAAAACUGUCUGUGUCCUCACCUUGGGGUGGCUGUUGUUUGAUUCUGAGCUGACUUUCAAGAAUAUCAUGGGUAUGCUCAUUGCUGUUGUUGGCAUGGUGGUUUACAGUUGGGCUGUGGAGGUUGAGAAACAGUCCAAUGCAAGGAUCACAAGUGUGAAAAACAGCCUGACAGAAGAGGAAAUAAGAUUACUCAAGGAAGGAGUGGAAAAAGCUCCUGUUAAGGACAUUGAACUUGCCGAGCCAAAGGAGUAAGUCGGCGGCGGCAACGAAUAUCAUUAGCAGCCGUGAUGUUUGUGUUUAGUUACAGCUUAGUUGCAUUUGCUUGUCCCAGCAAGAUAUUGCUCUUUUUGCUAACCGGUUGUACAACUUAGAGUUGGAAGAUGGAAGUCAGCGAAGCGACUGCGAUUACAGUAGUGUUUUUCCUUUCUGAUUUAAAUUGUCCCCUCCCAUGCAUUUUCAAUUCAAAUCCCACAAGAAGAUAGAAAACGAAAGUGGAAAAGGAGAAGAAAAUGAUUUGUUGAAUAUGGCACAGUGUUAGGGUUGUGAAUGAUUUGAAACAUUCUGCACAUUCUAUUUAAACUUUGUAUCCAAUUUCGAUGUCAGGAAUUCAGUUUUAAGUUAUGCCAUUAAUAGCUUUUUUCUUGAGCA